This is a messenger RNA of Dibothriocephalus latus, 216 nucleotides long. The record is from the annotation of a GenBank genome assembly. Lineage: Eukaryota; Metazoa; Platyhelminthes; Cestoda; Diphyllobothriidea; Diphyllobothriidae.
UUCCGUGACGUGAACACGCCGGACCCAUUUAUUGAAGACUUGAGUGCCUACCACGGGGGCGAAGAUCCUGCGGCAACUUCAGCCGCCCUUCCGAAUCAUGUUUACGUGGAUGCAAUGGGUUUUGGCAUGGGCUGUUGCUGUCUACAAGUGACCUUCCAGGUAGCCCUUGCUAACCUUCUUCCUUCUCGAGGCCUUGGUUUUCAUCGGAUUCCUUAA